UUGGAAGCCACAGCAGCAACACUGGAAGGGACAAUACAUUUUUUUUGCUUACCUCGGUGUAAAGAGUGAUAUUUAGAAUGGAAGAACUGGGUAUUAUACUCCCUGAGAAGGAGGAAGCCUGCACUUUGGAUCCAAAGCUACCAGGCACGGACGACCUAGACGCCGAAGAUUUGUACAUAAAAUACAAGAAACUAAAGAGACAGCUCGAGUUUCUUGAGGUGCAGGAGGAAUACAUAAAAGAUGAACAAAGAAACUUGAAGAAGGAAUAUCUCCACGCACAGGAAGAAGUAAAGAGGAUACAGAGUGUACCUCUUGUAAUUGGACAGUUUUUGGAAGCAGUGGAUCCAAACACUGGCAUUGUGGGAUCCACAACAGGCUCCAACUACUAUGUGCGUAUUCUGUCAACCAUUGACCGUGAACUGUUGAAACCCAGUGCUAGUGUUGCCUUGCACAAGCACAGCAAUGCUCUUGUAGAUGUGCUCCCUCCAGAAGCUGACAGUAGCAUCUCUAUGCUAAGAGCAGACGAGAAACCUGACGUUAACUAUGGAGACAUUGGUGGACUGGACAUCCAAAAGCAGGAGAUACGAGAGGCUGUGGAACUGCCCUUGACUCAUUUUGAAUUGUACAAGCAAAUUGGUAUUGAUCCUCCCAGGGGAGUGCUCAUGUACGGUCCACCUGGAUGCGGAAAGACAAUGCUUGCCAAAGCUGUUGCCCAUCACACUACAGCUGCAUUUAUCCGUGUGGUCGGAUCAGAGUUUGUGCAAAAGUACCUCGGUGAAGGUCCUCGCAUGGUGAGAGAUGUAUUUCGGCUGGCCAGAGAAAACGCUCCUGCCAUCAUCUUCAUUGAUGAGAUUGAUGCUAUAGCCACGAAGAGAUUUGAUGCUCAGACUGGAGCUGACAGAGAGGUCCAGAGAAUUUUGCUUGAGCUACUUAAUCAAAUGGAUGGCUUUGAUCAGACAACAAAUGUCAAGGUGAUCAUGGCCACAAAUCGAGCAGACACCUUGGACCCUGCUCUCUUGCGUCCUGGACGUUUGGACAGAAAGAUCGAGUUCCCAAUGCCGGACAGGCGUCAGAAGAGACUCAUCUUCUCUACCAUCACUUCAAGCAUGAACCUCAGCGAGGAAGUAGAUUUGGAAGACUACGUUGCACGUCCGGACCGUAUCACUGGGGCUGAUAUCAAUGCCAUUUGUCAGGAGGCUGGAAUGCAUGCCGUGCGAGAAAACAGGUAUGUUGUGCUUGCCAAGGACUUCGAGAAGGGCUACAAGAACAACAUCAAAAAGGAUGAAUCUGAACAUGAGUUCUACAAAUGAAAAAAAGAAAAAGUUGUAUUUUCUGUCAAAAUAAAUUACAUGUAGUGCUGGGAUAUGUA
Molecule: messenger RNA, 1369 nt
Organism: Ornithodoros turicata
Lineage: Eukaryota; Metazoa; Arthropoda; Arachnida; Ixodida; Argasidae
Gene: Rpt3
Product: 26S proteasome regulatory subunit 6B
Exons: 9
Coding region: 78-1310 (410 amino acids)
Biological process (GO): proteasome-mediated ubiquitin-dependent protein catabolic process
Cellular component (GO): proteasome regulatory particle, base subcomplex
Molecular function (GO): ATP hydrolysis activity; proteasome-activating activity; ATP binding
Source: RefSeq, a predicted model, not a curated record